AUGAAGGCGCCAAGGCCGGAUGGAUAUGGUAGCUUCUUUUUUCAGGAUAACUGGGACUUAGUUGGCUCAGAAGUUUGUGAUGCAGUUCUCUCCUUUUUAAGAACUGGAAGUCUCUUAAAAGAAUUAAAUGCUACGACGAUUACGCUUAUUCCAAAACCUAAAUGCCCAAAUAAUGUGAGUGAUUUCAGACCUAUAGCUUGCUAUUUGGGGCGUCAUUAUGGAAGGAAAAGUAGUAAACCGAGCUGUAUGAUAAAGAUUGAUUUGAGAAAAGCGUAUGACACGGUGGAGUGGGAUUUUAUUGAAGAAAUGUUAAUUGCUUUUAAGCUCCCCCAGGAAUUUACUCACCUCAUCAUGACUUGCAUCAGAACGCCGAAGUUCUCUUUGAUGAUUAAUGGAGCAAUGCAUGGAUAUAAGUUUCAUGAUAGGUGUGCUCAAUUGAGAUUGAAUCAUUUGUGCUUUGUAGAUGAUCUUCUCCUUUUCUGUCAUGGAGAUUUUGUGUCAAUCUUGUUAAUGCUAAGGGGGCUCAAAUUGUUCUCUAAAACUUAUGGCCUUCUCCCUAGUGUAACAAAAUUAGCUAUCUAUUGUAGUGGCAUGCCAGAAGAGGAAGUGAGAAGAGUGCUCGCUAUUUCGGGAUUCAGGAGAUGCAAUUUACCAUUCAAAUACCUGGGUAUUCCGAUUUGCUCAAAAAGAAUGAGUUCUGCUGAUUAUGGAAACAUUAUUGAUAACAUGGUUCAGAGGAUUCGUAUGUGGAGUUCGAGGAAUCUUUCUUAUAUGGGACGAGUAACUCUUAUAAACUCAGUUUUGAUCCCAAUUCAUUCUUAUUGGGCUCAAAUCAUGAUUUUGCCUAAAAUUUUGUUAAGGAAGGUGGAAUCAAUUUGUCAAGCUUUCCUUUGGAAAGGGAUGGCUGAAGGCUUGGGUCCGAGUCAAGUAGCAGGGGAGAAUGCUUGUCUGCCUAAAUCGGCUGGAGGUUUAGGAUUUCGCAAUAUGAUUGACUGGAAUAUAGCAGCUAUGGGGAAAUAUGUUUGGGCGAUUGCUGCUAAAAAGGAUAAUCUUUGGGUUAGGUGGAUACAUAGUGUCUACUUGUCUAAUGGGAAUUGGUGGAAUUACACAACCCCUCCUAAUUGCAGCUGGUAUUGGAAAAGGAUAGUAGUAGUCAAGGACAUCAUAAAAACUAAGAUUGAUUUGAGCACUUUCAUCGCUGAAGGAUAUAGCAUCCAACAACGGUAUGCAUUCCUUUAUCCAAUUACUGAUCGAGUGCAAUGGAACAAUUAUGUUUGGGGAAGACUCAAUAUUCCCAAACAUAGAUUCAUUUUUUGGUUGGCAAUGAAGAAAAAACUUCGCACCCGAGUUUAG
Messenger RNA from Humulus lupulus (European hop), 1353 nucleotides. RefSeq lists its product as uncharacterized. The coding region runs from base 1 to 1353 and encodes 450 amino acids. The transcript has 3 exons. The record is from RefSeq and is a predicted model, not a curated record. Lineage: Eukaryota; Viridiplantae; Streptophyta; Magnoliopsida; Rosales; Cannabaceae.